Molecule: messenger RNA, 857 nt
Organism: Scheffersomyces coipomensis
Lineage: Eukaryota; Fungi; Ascomycota; Pichiomycetes; Serinales; Debaryomycetaceae
Exons: 1
Coding region: 222-713 (163 amino acids)
Biological process (GO): signal transduction; peptidyl-serine phosphorylation
Cellular component (GO): cytoplasm; nucleus
Molecular function (GO): protein serine/threonine kinase activity
Source: RefSeq, a predicted model, not a curated record
AUCAAAUUCAUUCUUUCUAUGGACGUAAAUGGUUGGCAGUGACAUUGGAUGUUCUUUUGAAUAAAUAUAAACUAGAAAUUGUCUUACGAGGACAUAGGAGACUUCGAAAUAAUGCAGUUGUAUUAAAAGUUAAAUCUUUUAGAAAAACAUAUGUAAUAAAGAUAUUUGAUCCGAUAUACUCAAAAUCAAUUGUACGCCAGAAAGCUUAUUAUCUUGAAACCAUGAGGGAUUGUAUUAAUUCAUUCAUUAAGGAAUGUUGUGCAUAUGCUAUAUUACAAGGUCAAGAAUUCAUACCAAAAAUACAUCAAGUUGGAACAUUGACAAGCGAUACGAACCAAAGGGCGACAAAGGUAUUUGCUGGUGAAAAUAUAAAUUUAAAGGGAUUUUAUAUCAUAAUGGAAUAUAUAGAUACUAUAAGUCUCACUAAAUGUUGGAUCCUGCAAAAUGAAUGCUUAAAUAUUCAAGCUAAGAAAGCUUUGAAAAGUAUUCAUGAUUAUGGAAUCAGUCAUGGCGGUAUAACGCAUGAAAAUUUCUUAAUUAAGAAUCUGGAUAAAUACAAAGAUAAUCUAAAGGUUUAUUUCAUUGACUUUGGAUGUUGUAAAUUUUCUAAGUUGCAAACUCAAUUCCCAAAUAUUUGUACGAACAAAAAAAGCUUCAACAAUUCCAAAAAGAGGGAUGAAGCAAAUAUCAAUCAAUAUUUCAUUGACUUAUAAGAAGAAAAUGGAGAACUUCAUAUGUAGUACAAUAUAAAUAAUAUACUAAUUAAAAAAAUGUAAAAAAAAGAUCAAAUGAUUUUGCCCAGGAUCGAACUGGGGACGUUCUGCGUGUUAAGCAGAUGCCAUAACCAACUAGACCAC